AUUACCAAGACCUUCACGAACAUCCUCAAGAAAAAAUUUUGCUACAGAACAUUUUAAUUAUUCUUAUAUUCCAAUUAAAUCAAGUGCUGAAAAGGGUGCACAUUUCUCAGAUCGUAAUUUGGAACACUUAGAUACCAUAUUAGAAGCAUUAACAGAUUUUCAACAUGAACAAAAACCGAUAAUGAAUAAUCCUAUUAUGUUACAAUUGCUUGAAUCCAUUGUAGAUUGUUUAUCAUCAACUUAUUAUUCAGAUACAUUUCUUAAACUUCGUCCAGACGUAAAACAAUUCAAUGAAUCUGAACAAUUCUUGUUAAUCACUUGUGCACACUAUUUCAAUAAGUACUCCGGCAGUAGACGACAAGAAUUAAUCGACAAAUUGCUUUCAAAAAAGCUACAAAUAUACUUACAAAUCUAUGAUAAAUUUCUACCGUCGAUUGCGCAAUGGCAAAACUCUCUAAUCUUGGCAUUCUAUUAUAUAACUAAUUUCCUAGCAUUCGCAUCGACAAAGAGAGAAAAUGUGGAUGCUUACACAGAGAAAAUUGUUGAUAAUGUCAUCCUAAUACUCAGCGCACCAAUAUUAAUACAAAAAAUAUCAUCUAUUUCGAUUAAUCCUGAAACAAUGUUACUACUAGAAGCUAUUCAAAUUAUACGUGCAUUAACAGCCAUUCCUGCUAUAUUACCGAUAAUUAAGAAAAAACAGAUUGGUGAACAGAUUAAAGCAUUAACCAAAGUGAAUAAUGACACUAUUAAUCUGCAAUCAUAUGACAUACUGGAAUCAAUCAUGUCCGAAGAACAGUUAACGAAAUCGGCUGAUAUUGCCAAAGUUACAGAAGCGGCUGUUACAAAAUUAAAUGAUGCACUCAGUUCACUAACACCAGAGAAGAGAGAAGAUGCACUGAAUGGAUUGAAAAAUCUUGUUGCUAAUGAUGAGAUUAAAAAUGAAAUUAUAAAACAAAAUGCAGUGCCAUCCAUAAUUAAAACUUCAACAGAUAAGGCCGAUGAUGCUACGCCAUUACAAAUUCUUUACUCGAUGUCAUUUAAAGAACAAGCAGUUGAUCAAAUCAAGAGUGAUGAGACUUUUGUAGAACGUCUUAGAAAACAAAAACAAUCUGACAAAGAUGAUGUCAAAAAAGCAGCUUCAGGUAUUAUGUGGAAACUUGAAGAUGAAAAGAAAUUUAUUGAAAAACAAGAAGAGAAGGAAAAUGCUGCUGAGGCAGAAGAGGAAGCUAAACUGGCUGCUAAUACAGAAGAGGCAGCUAAAGCUGAUGGGAAGACGAAGCCUGUGAGUGACGACAAAGAUUCACACAAAUCAAGUGAUGGUGAUAAAAAAGAAUCGUCUGGGAGUGCUGAUGAAAAAGCAGAAGAUCACUAUGAUUUUAUGAUUAGUUAUUCGUGGAGUGAAAAAGAAUUGGUUUAUAAAAUACAUGACCGUUUAGAAGCAGAUGGCUAUAAAAUCUGGCUUGAUAAAGACAAUAUGUUUGGUUCAAUUAUUGAACGUAUGGCUGAAGCUAUUGAACAUUCCGACAUGAUUCUUGUUAGUAUGUCAAGUGCUUAUAAAAAAUCACCAAAUUGUCAAGCAGAAGCUGAAUAUGCUUACAAUCGAAAACGCUUAAUGAUACCGUUAAUAACCGAAGAUCAAUAUCGAGCUGACGGUUGGUUGGGAUUUAUUGCCGGUUCUAAAAUGUAUGUCGAUUUUCAUAAAGGCACAUUUGAUGAAGCAUACGCUCUCUUAAUCGCUGAAAUAAAACGAAACCAGGGUGCCGAUAAACCUGACGACGACAAUAAGAAAGACAAAAGCGAACGGAAAAAGUCCACCAGUAGUGAACACGAAACAACGGACCAAGAAGAGAAAAAAGAGACAUCCUCGACUGACGGUGCAACUUCACAAAUCGAAACCCAUGAAGAAGUAGAAGUCGUGCAAGCAAGCGAAACACAGGCAUCCCCACCGGAAAAAAUCGAGACUCCAAAACAAGAAGAUGCAUUUCCACCUAAAUCUCCGCCUACUUCACCAUCCCCAGUUCCUCUUGAAAUUCCUAUACCUGACACUCGUGAGUACUCGAAUAUCAAAGAUGUGAACAAAUGGUCUGAGGAGAAUGUUCUAGAAUUUUUAAAUGAUUUGAAUCUUCCCUUGAUGAUACCUUUGUGUCAUACAAUGGACGGUAAAGGUUUACUUGAAUUACAUCGAGCAUGUAAUUCAUGUCCAGAUACGAUGUACAGCGUAUUGAAUGCUCAAUUGCUUGAAACUCAUCAGAAAACAUUGGUUGUUGCGACUUAUUUUAAAUUCAUUAGUGAAUUGAAGAAAUAUAUACCGGCCAAAUUACCCCAAAAAAUUACAUUUCAAUAUCGAUUAUUUAAUAAUUACUAA
Molecule: messenger RNA, 2365 nt
Organism: Didymodactylos carnosus
Lineage: Eukaryota; Metazoa; Rotifera; Eurotatoria; Philodinida; Philodinidae
Source: the annotation of a GenBank genome assembly